Salvelinus namaycush (lake trout) is the source of this 934-nucleotide messenger RNA. Its product is annotated as globoside alpha-1,3-N-acetylgalactosaminyltransferase 1-like. The transcript is spliced from 6 exons. Gene Ontology annotation, molecular function: hexosyltransferase activity. Gene Ontology annotation, biological process: carbohydrate metabolic process. Gene Ontology annotation, cellular component: Golgi apparatus; vesicle; membrane. Lineage: Eukaryota; Metazoa; Chordata; Actinopteri; Salmoniformes; Salmonidae. The annotation marks the transcript as partial. The record is from RefSeq and is a predicted model, not a curated record.
UCUUCCUUCUUCAGGAGGACUGACGUGCUGACUGUAACCCCGUGGCUGGCUCCUAUAGUCUGGGAGGGGACCUUUGACCCCGAGGUCAUAGACGAGGCCUUUAUGUCCCAAAACCUCACCAUCGCUACCACUGUGUUCGCCGUAGGGAAAUACACUCGUUUUCUCCGGGACUUCUUAGAGUCAGCCGAGAAGCACUUCAUGGUGGGACUGGACGUGCAUUACUACGUGUUCACCGACCUGCCCGGCGACGUGCCCGACAACGUGACUCUGGGUGUCGGCAGACUGCUCAGCAUUGUGAGGGUGCCGAAGUUCGACCGCUGGCAGGAGAUAUCCCUCCGCCGCAUGGAGCUCAUCCAGACUGCCAUUAAGGAUCACAUCCACCGGGGGGCGAACUACAUAUUCUGCCUGGACGUAGACAUGAGGUUCCACGGCCGUGUGGGGCCCGAAGCUCUGGGGAGACUGGUGGCCGCCAUCCACCCCUGGUUCUACAUGGACCCCCGGAGCCAGUACCCCUACGAGCGGAGGACCAUCUCCACAGCCUACAUACCCUUGGACCAGGGAGACUUCUACUACCAGGCCAACAUAUUCGGAGGAGCGUUAGAGGAUAUUCACCGGCUGACCAAGACGUGCAGGGAGCACCUGGAGGUGGAUAAGUCAAUGGGUGUGGAGGCUGUGUGGCAGGAAGAGAGUCACCUGAAUUGGUACCUGUUGAGGAACAAGCCCACCAAGCUCCUGUCACCGGAGUAUGUUUGGGACGACGCUAAAGGACAGGAUGCCAAGGAGAUAAAACUGGUCCGCUUCUCCUCUGUCAUUAAGAACAAGGCAGAGGUCAGGGAGAACCUCUGAGAGGAGAGAAAGAAUAUUUGUCUUUGACACAAGCUGCAGGGAAGAGCGGAGAAACGUGGAGAGGAUAGAAGGAGGAGAGGAUGGAAGA